UCCAGGCAGGCUUCGGAACAUCAGCUACUGACUUUGCACAGAAGACAAGAGACUGGGAUUAAAAAAAACUAAAACAUAAACCAAACCGGCAGCACUGUGCCGAGGAGCACCCCACGGCGCCUUUAGGAGUCCCCGCCAUCAUCCCAAGUGGAGAAUACUUCGUGAAGAGCAAGAACAACGCUGAAUUCUGCAGAGCCUCCUCUUCCUCGGAUGGUUGCCUCAUCACCUCCUGGCUCGGAUGCAGGAGACAAGAGGUCGCCAUGGAGACGGACAUCCCGACGGCGUCCAACCAGUCCGUGACAUUCACCUCCGUCUUCAACGCCAGUUGUCGCUUUGACGAGGAGUUCAAGUACGUCCUGUUGCCCGUCUCCUAUACUCUGGUGUUCGUGGUGGGUUUGACGCUCAACGCCGUCGCCCUGUGGACCUUCGUCAAGAUGCGUCCGUGGAACCCCAGCGCCGUCUUCAUGUUCCAUCUGGCCCUCUCGGACCUCCUGUACGUGCUGUCUCUGCCCACGCUCAUCUACUACUACGCCAACCGCAGCCACUGGCCCUUCGGCGUGGCGGCAUGUAAAAUUGUUCGCUUUCUGUUCUACGCCAACCUCUACUGCAGCAUCCUGUUGUUGACCUGCAUCAGCGUGCACCGUUACAUGGGCAUCUGCCACCCCAUCAAGGCGCUCACCCUGGUAAAAUCCCGCCACGCCCACCUGGUCUGCGCUUCCGUGUGGGCGGCGGUGGCCAUUUGCCUCGUGCCCAACCUGAUGUUCGUCACCACAUCGAGGCGGGACAACGACACGCUGUGCCACGACACCACUCGCCAGGAUUCCUUCGAGGAGUAUGUGGACUACAGCUCGGCGGUCAUGGUGCUUCUGUUCGGCGUGCCCUUCCUGGUCAUCGUGGUGUGCUACUGCCUGAUGGCGCGGACCUUGUGCCGACGCAGGCGGGGCUUGUCCGCCAACCCGGCUUCACGGCAUAAAUCCAUCAAGCUCAUCGUGGUGGUACUGAUCGUGUUCGCUGUCAGCUUCGUGCCCUUCCACAUCACGCGUACCAUCUACUACACCGCCCGCGUCCUGGAUCUGGAUUGCCGCACCCUCAACAUCGUCAACUUCACCUACAAGAUCACCAGGCCGCUCGCCAGCGUCAACAGCUGUAUUGACCCCGUUUUGUACUUCCUGGCCGGUGACCACUACCGCGCCAAGCUGCUCUCCGCUCUGACUGGAAGAAGGCGGUUGACCAGGAGCCAAGCGCACACUCAGUCUCCGGCCCACAGGAGCCCAACCAUCGCUCUGGUCUACAAGAGCUUGGAUGCUAAAACCAACAGUGAAGCGCAAAAGUUGUAGAGAGUGAAAUUGUCUUUUUUAGUCUUUUUUUGCACUGAUGGCUAAUUUGUGUGAUUGGCUGGUGACCAAUCCAGGGUCUAGCCUCUCCCAAAAGUCAGCUGGGAUAAGCUCCAGCUCACCUGUGGCCCUAAUGAAGAUAAGCACUAUAGUAAAUGGAUGGAUGGAAGGGCAAAAUGGUAACAUGUAUGGAGUUCAAAGUUAUUAUCGUUAUAGACCCUGUAAAAUGAGUUGAUAGAUUUGUGCAUGUGCAAAGACUGAGAGCUAUGUACUACUCAGGUGUGGAGAUAUAGUAUUAAACUGUUUUUCAUCAUUUCGGUUUUCCAGAUUUCUGGGGGGCGUGGCUAAAACAGGGCCCAUUGACGCUCUUUGACCCUGACAUGAGUUGCCCCUCCCCCAAUAUAUAAAAAGUUGACUGCCUUUGUUCGUACCAGUGGUUAUCCAGCGCAAUUUGCUAGCUAGCUGUGCCUACACCUUGUCUUCCCUUCGCAUAGUCUGCUGGUGUGGCUGCUUUAGCUCGCCACGUUGUUGGCCAUGAGUACACGCAUGUCACAGAGAGAAAGGCAGAAGAGUGAGGGGGAUAUAUAUAACGACUCGGUGGGAUAUAUUCCAGCCACCGGAGGCUUUAAGCAGAUAUAUAUUCGAGGCUCAAAAAAAUGUGUAGGCUUCAGAAAGAGGCUUGAUGAAUUAACAUACAUUUUUCCAGGUCGUUGUAGUGGUAUUUGAUUGUCAGUUGAGUGCGACGUGAUUUCAGCGUGUUCAACAGACACACCCGCAGCGUUUGUGAGCGGAGACAACGGGUUGAUUUUUCAGUUCCUUUUUUUCUUUUUUAAUCAUUCAAAUUUGGCUGGGAUGUUAACAACACUCUUCUCUGUCGUGUGUCAAAUUUACAAGACAUGCUUAUUUUCACUUUACAGGGACUUCAACAAAAACUAGCAAAAAUUAUAUUUGCUGAAACAUUUCUGUUACAUGAAAUAAAAUUAAAAACGAGAGCUAAAAAACAACAACUGAAAUUACAAUGUCUGUUCACAAAACAAAUUAAAACAGAUUAUAAUUCUAGCAAAAAUGUCCUUCGUUUUCCUCUUGGUUAAUUUAUUUUAUACUUACUGCAAGCUACUUGAGUGGAUUUAAAUUUGUUUUAACUUGGCCUUGCUGUUUUUUAUACAAUUGAAUUAGCCAUCCAUCCAUACGUACAUACGUACAUAUGCAUCCAUAUUGUUAAACUAACACCUCUCUGACAAUGUCAAAACGUGAAUGUCUUUGGACAGACAUACUGCAAUCUUUGCAAUGGAACUCGUGUUGCAGCUGUACCUAAUGAUGUGAACAAGUGAACUGCAUAGAGCGCUUGCCGCUUCCUCAACAUGCUCUCAAACACGCACAGCUGCCAGCUGUUUUUGUCCUUUCACUUUUGACAUC
Messenger RNA from Phycodurus eques (leafy seadragon), 2750 nucleotides. RefSeq names its product pyrimidinergic receptor P2Y4 (gene p2ry4). The record is from RefSeq and is a predicted model, not a curated record. Bases 261 to 1337 code for a protein of 358 amino acids. The transcript has 2 exons. NCBI's taxonomy places the organism in Eukaryota, Metazoa, Chordata, Actinopteri, Syngnathiformes, Syngnathidae. Gene Ontology annotation, cellular component: plasma membrane. Gene Ontology annotation, molecular function: G protein-coupled UTP receptor activity; G protein-coupled purinergic nucleotide receptor activity. Gene Ontology annotation, biological process: G protein-coupled receptor signaling pathway; transepithelial chloride transport.